Messenger RNA from Salvia miltiorrhiza (redroot sage), 3023 nucleotides. Its product is annotated as probable protein phosphatase 2C 33. Bases 1247 to 2686 code for a protein of 479 amino acids. The record is from RefSeq and is a predicted model, not a curated record. Gene Ontology annotation, molecular function: protein serine/threonine phosphatase activity. NCBI's taxonomy places the organism in Eukaryota, Viridiplantae, Streptophyta, Magnoliopsida, Lamiales, Lamiaceae. The transcript has 5 exons. Gene Ontology annotation, biological process: protein dephosphorylation.
AACCCGCAUAAAUGUUUAAUUUAUGAACAAUAUUCCACAUAUACAUACACAUAUAGAGAUAUAAGGUAUGUAUGGAUGAAUAUAAGUAUGUGUAUUUUUCAGAUGUUGAAUGCGAUGGUGAUGGUGUAGGACGUCUUACAAUUUUCACACACACACACACUGACCGAGCCCCCUCUCUCUCCUAUCUUUCUCUAUCUAUGUGACCGUGAGCUAUUUCUCCAUAGUUAAAGUCGCUGUGGUGGCUUUUUUAACGAUCCCUGUUUUUUCCACCUCAGUUUGUUAUUACAUCUCUCUCUUUCUUUAGGCGUUUUUUUCCCCUUUUUUAUUGUGAUUAAAUCUCUCUCAUUCGUUUUCCGUGUCAAAGGCAUCGCCUUGUGUUUCCUCAUGUCGAUUUUGACCAAGUUUUUUGGAUAAAAAACAGAGCUUCGAGCUGUAUCACUGAUUCCAGAGUUCUAUUGAUGCGAUCAUUCUAGAGUGAGAAACUUAGUUUGAUCUGAUGGGGCUCCAAGAUUUGAUUUUUUCUUCCAAUUGAUUGGGGAUUCCGGCUCUCUUAGGCUUAUGUUAAGUCAGUUUUGAUCCUCUCUUCAUAUUGUUUGCUUGAUUUGGGUUUUUUUUUCACGCAAUCAAGUGUGUAUGUAUGUAGGCUGUUUUCCCUUUUCUUUUUCAUUUAUUUAUUUUCUAGCGAAUUGGGGGAAAAGGGCAUAGUUUUUUCAUAGAUCUGCUCUUUUUGGCCGUGGUGUGUGCCCUUUUUAGCUUUUGCUCAUUAUUGUUAUUAUUAUAUAAGGACAUCUACAUCUAUAUUGUGUAUUCAUGUUUCUGAUUUAUUGUAUCUAUAGUUUCCUAGAAAACUGGAGGGGCCCCUGUUGAGGAUAAGGGUAGUUGAAAGCUCAUUGUUUUCAUAUGUUGGGAUGCUUAAUCUUGUUCACCUGUUGUGAAGAGAAGAGUGGAUUUUUCCAAUUCCAAGGGUGACCUUUCUGGAUAAGUUGGGAUAUCUCUUUGCUGAAUUCACAAAGUGCUGUUGAUAUAUCUUUUUUAGGAAAACUGUAGAACAUCAUUGGGAGUGGUUUUUAUUUCUGGGAAUUCCACACAUUGUUGGAAUAGUGGAUUGCUAGUGAGUCUCAGAGAAUAGGAAAAUCUUCCCAAGGGAUUCUUGUCGAAUUUCGUGACGGAUCCAAAUACGGAAAAUAGGGGGUGUGACUGUGUUGCUGGUCUGGAGUGCUUUCUAAAUGUAAUCAGGGCCCUGAGAAUGGGUUCCUGCUUGUCUGGUGAGAGCGGGAGCCCUCGGGCCGGUUCUCCAAUGGGGCUUAGGAAGAGGAGGAACUCAAAACGGAGGUUUGGGUCUCGAAGUUCCUCCUUCGACUAUAGGAGGGAAGAACAGCUGCAUAGGACACCGGGGCGGAUGUUCUUGAACGGUUCCAGUGACAUUGCUUGUCUUUUUAGCCAGCAGGGCAAGAAAGGGACCAAUCAAGACGCCAUGAUUGUUUGGGAGAACUUUGGUUCGAGAACAGACACAGUCUUCUGUGGGGUUUUUGACGGCCAUGGUCCUUACGGUCAUUUGGUUGCAAAGCGAGUUAGAGACUCUCUUCCUCUGAAGCUGAGUGCGCACUGGGAAGUCAAUAUAAAGAGUGACGAGGUUCUAAGGGAGGUCAGUUUAAAUACAAGUAGCAUGUGCUCAGAAGAUACUUCAUUCUUGUCUGCUGAAGAGGAAAGUAGAGUCUCCAUUGAUAUCGAAGAAACUGGAAAGCAGCCAGAGAUCUUCCAGACAUUGAAGGAGUCCUUCCUCAAGGCCUAUAAGGUUAUGGACAGGGAGCUGAGAAUGCAUGCAAAUAUCGAUUGCUUCUGCAGUGGAACAACAGCUGUGACUCUGGUGAAACAGGGUCAAGAUCUUGUGAUUGGAAAUAUUGGGGACUCUAGAGCCAUAUUAGCUACUAGAGAUGCAAAUAACUCACUUGCUGCAGUCCAGUUGACUGUGGAUCUCAAACCUAAUCUUCCAGCUGAAGCAGCUAGAAUUCGUAAAUGUAGAGGACGUGUUUUCGCUCUUCAUGAUGAACCUGAAGUCCCAAGGGUGUGGCUACCAAACAACGACUCUCCUGGCCUUGCCAUGGCACGUGCAUUUGGUGAUUUCUGUCUCAAGGACUUUGGCCUUAUCUCCGUUCCUGAAGUUUCUUAUAGGCGCAUUACUGAUAAGGAUGAGUUCAUCGUCCUCGCCACAGAUGGGAUAUGGGAUGUACUCUCGAACAAGGAAGUGGUCGAAAUCGUGAGUUCCUGCUCCCUACGUUCAUCUGCUGCUCGAACCCUAGUGGAGUCAGCAGUCCGGUCAUGGAAAUCCAAGUAUCCAACUUCUAAAGUAGAUGACUGCGCCGUUGUUUGCCUCUUCCUGGACUCGAACGAGUCCACUGCUGCAACCAUGAAAUCUAAAGAGAACAUCCCCACCACAGUUGAAGAGGAGGAAGAGGAGGAUGGUCCCAGGUCUGGCACGGUCAUGCAAGUGAUGGACGAGAACGGAGAAGUCUCAGAAGGUAACGAGGACGAGGCAGACGAGGAGGAGCAUGCAAACGUAGGGGUUGGACACGAGUGGUCUGCUCUGGAAGGAGUGUCGCGUGUGAACACACUCCUAACGCUGCCAAGGUUUGUGCCAGGGAAAGACGACAUCAAAGCUGCGGAGGAGAGGAAGGGUAGGAAGUGAAAAAAAUGAGGGUUUGCAUCUAUACUUGUGGCUCUAUAUUUUCAUUGAAAAACUGAUUUUGAUUCUUUUGGCGGGAGGCGGGGGGCGUUUAGAUGUAGCGACGUUUGCGUUUGGCGGUGAGGUGGACGUCGGCCCGGCUAAUAUUAGAGAGGUCUGGUCUGGUCUGGGAACUCAUCCUCAUGGAUGAAAAUGGAGUUUUUGAUACUAUCCACCUUUCCUACAUAUUUGUUUCAAUUAUUUUUCCAGUUCUUUUUUUCUUUUCUUUUUCUUUGGUCCCUCAUGAAAUAGUGCUGCUUGUAUCACCUUAUGCUCAUAAUAAUUUGUUUCUUCUAUUCUA